Molecule: messenger RNA, 1683 nt
Organism: Alternaria rosae
Lineage: Eukaryota; Fungi; Ascomycota; Dothideomycetes; Pleosporales; Pleosporaceae
Product: glutamate-rich WD repeat-containing protein 1
Exons: 2
Coding region: 141-1622 (493 amino acids)
Molecular function (GO): protein binding
Source: RefSeq, a predicted model, not a curated record
GAGAGGGGGCGUCAUAGCGUGGUCCGAUACGCCGAUCGAUAAGCCGCCUCGAAAAACAUUUGGCGGGACAAAUUCCAGCGCCAACUUUUUUACGGCUGCCACAAGACACCCCAAAACACAACCUCACACACUCACGCAGUAUGGCGAAGCGACCCGCAGACUCAGAGCAAGAGCAGGAGGCUAUCAAAAAUGGAGAUCGUCCCAUGGAAAUCGACCAGCACAACGAAGUGGGCGACUUUGAGGAUGAGUUCGAAGAUGAAUUUGAGAGCGAGGAUGAGAUUCUCGAAGCAGGUGUAGAUGGACGGCCAGACGAAGAGCGCGAAGCUGAAGAGCGUGAGAAUGGCAUGGAUGUGGACCAAGAUACUUUCAUUCCCGGUCGUCACAAACUCUCACCAGGCGAGACAUUGAACCCCGAUCUUUCCACAUACGAGAUGCUUCACGCGCUCGAAGCACCAUGGCCCUGUCUCUCAUGCGACAUCGUACCCGACAAUCUAGGCGCAGACCGCAAAACAUACCCUGCAACCGUCUACUCAGUGGCCGGCACACAAGCAGCGCGAGGAAGGGACAAGGAGAACCAGAUUAUGGUCAUGAAGAUGAGCAGUCUAUCGCGAAUGGAGAAGGAGGAUGAAGAGGACGAUGACGAAGAAUCCGACGACGAGGCCUCAGAUCCUAUCCUCGAGACAAAGUCGAUACCGUUGACGAGCUGCACGAACCGCAUACGCGCCCACCAGACACCGCAAGCCACAUCCGCACAACCUCCUACGACUCUUACCGCCGCCAUGACCGAGUCAGGACAGGUCUUGAUCCACGACGUUACCCCACACCUCACAGCCUUCGACACGCCCGGUACUACCAUCUCACCUACACAAAACAAGCCUGUCUGCACGAUUCGCGCACAUGGAUCAAACGAGGGUUAUGCGCUAGAUUGGUCGCCACUGAUACCAGAAGGAAAGCUCCUGACGGGUGACUGUAGCGGAAAGAUCUUUGCGACGACACGGACACAGGGUGGAGGUUUUGUCACAGACACCACGCCUUAUACCGGUCACAGUGGCUCAGUAGAGGAGCUCCAGUGGUCACCGACCGAGAAGCACGUAUUCUCCUCUGCGUCGAGCGAUGGCACAGUCAAGAUCUGGGACGCGCGGUCAAAGUCACGGAAGCCGGUGCUCAGUGUACAAGUCUCAAAAACGGAUGUCAACGUACUGAGUUGGUCACACCAAACCGCCCAUCUCCUCGCUACCGGUGCAGACGACGGCGAGUGGGGAGUCUGGGACCUGCGACAAUGGAAGCCCUCUACCGAUAUGUCGAGCGAGAAGAAGCCUUCACCAGUUGCGUCAUACACUUUCCACAAGGAGCAGAUUACCUCGGUCGAGUGGCAUCCUACAGACGACAGUAUCGUGCUUGUAUGCGCCGGCGACAACACCCUCACUCUGUGGGAUCUGGCCGUUGAACUCGACGACGAAGAGAGCAAGUACACAGCAGGUGUCCAAGAUGUACCGCCGCAAUUGCUGUUCGUGCAUUACAUGGAGCAGAUCAAGGAGGCGCACUGGCACCCGCAGAUUCCGGGCGCCAUCAUGGCUACAGGAGGAUCAGGAUUCAAUGUUUUCAAAACGAUCAGUGUAUAAAGUAGUGCCACAUCUGCCCAAAAUUUCAAAGAUUUUACCCUCCUUGGGUUCAUGCAUUCCG